Messenger RNA from Amphimedon queenslandica, 1474 nucleotides. RefSeq names its product peroxisomal membrane protein PEX13-like. NCBI's taxonomy places the organism in Eukaryota, Metazoa, Porifera, Demospongiae, Haplosclerida, Niphatidae. Gene Ontology annotation, biological process: protein import into peroxisome matrix, docking. Gene Ontology annotation, cellular component: peroxisomal membrane; peroxisome; peroxisomal importomer complex. The record is from RefSeq and is a predicted model, not a curated record. The transcript has 12 exons. Gene Ontology annotation, molecular function: protein binding. Bases 347 to 1414 code for a protein of 355 amino acids.
UACAUUCAUUUGUCUUUCACAUACCAGGUGGUUUUUUUGAAGUCUUAUCAGUACUGUAGAUCCCCGGGAGGUUAAUCUUUAUUCUCUUCCUUACUCCACUUUCCUUGGGCUUGGGAUCAGUCUCGUUCUCUCCUUUUUUCUUUUCCUUUCCCUCUGGCGCGGAGUCUGGGACAGAGUCAGGCUCCUUUUCGGGAGGAUCCUUCUCAAAGUUUUCGAUUAUAUCAACACUUUCCGCAGCCAUUUUGGUAUUUCAAAAUUACAUGUAGAGGAAUGUAUAAACGGAUAAUUACAAACUUAAUAACUAAAAUUCUAAUAACUAGCCACACCUACAAAAGGGUGACUCAAAAUGGCUACUCCUUUAAAGCCUUGGGAAAGAGGCGGCUCAUCUUCUUUUCCAGCUAAUAAUGGCGGGCAAAGAGGAGAGGAAAGAAAGAGAGAGGCCCAAGCAAGCAGCAGCAGUCCUGUAAAGCCAGUGGUACCUCCUCGUCCGCAAUCAAAUGCACUAACAACUUUAAAUGGAGCCACAGGAUACGGCACUUCACCUUAUCUGUCAAACAGCUACUACACACCAACCUAUCCUUAUGGUGGAGGCUAUGGUAAUAUGUAUUCAGGUUAUUCAGGUUAUGGCGGUUAUCGUCCUUAUGGUAUGUAUGGUACAGCUGGUGCUAAUACUUACGGCAUGUACUCUAAUAAUAAUGAGGAGUCAGUUAUGAUGAGGAGGGCGGAGGAAAGAACUCGUUCAGCUUUUCAAUCGGUUGAAUCAGUAGUGGGUGCUUUUGCUUCCGUCACAAUGAUGCUGGAGUCAACGUACUUUGCAGUUCAGAGUUGCUUUAGAGCUUUGCUGGGCGUGGCACAACAUUUUUCACGUUUAAAGAAUCAAAUCUGGUCAAUAUUGUCAGCCAUCACUCUUUUAAGACGAUUGCAGCAUUUUUUGAGGAGAUUACUAGCAAUAUUGAGACUAAGAGCUUAUAACCAAUCAGAUGAAUUAUGGAGUGAUAUUUCACACAGUCAGUCCGCUGAAGGCCCCUCCCAAUCUCCCAGGUUGUGGCCAGUGGUCAUGUUUUUCACUGUUAUUGUGGGUGUGCCUUGGUUGCUAUGGAGACUGCUGGUAUCGGCAGUUGAGGAUAAUAGCAGUUCAAUUGACAGCUGGUCUCCUCAGGGUACUAUAGCAAGAGCACUCUAUGACUUUAAUGCUGAAAGGCAGAACGAGCUAUCAGUAGCAGCUGGAGAUGAACUGGUCAUUGCACCUGCUUCAUUACAGCCUCAAGCAACUGGUUGGAUCUUAGUUGGAAGAAACAGACGAUCAGGAUUAAUACCAUCAAACUAUAUCGAGAUACUACCAGAUAAUAGUGGGCGUGUCUCUCGUCAAUAUGCCACACCUCCUAAGCCUGCGUUAAGUCCUUCUGAAGACUAACAAUUAUUAUUAUUAUUAUUAUUUUAAUUUUUUAUUAAAAAAUGAAAAUGAAAAUGACAA